Molecule: messenger RNA, 3350 nt
Organism: Apus apus (common swift)
Lineage: Eukaryota; Metazoa; Chordata; Aves; Apodiformes; Apodidae
Gene: CDIN1
Product: CDAN1 interacting nuclease 1
Exons: 12
Coding region: 491-1342 (283 amino acids)
Biological process (GO): erythrocyte differentiation
Cellular component (GO): nucleus; cytoplasm
Source: RefSeq, a predicted model, not a curated record
GCCUGCUCCUUCCGCCCUCGCCGGCGUAAAGGCAAGGAGAGCCUUUUAGGGCGCAAAAGGGGGUACUUCUUUAGCUAUGGGGGGCCAGCGUCCUCCUGCAUCCGUAGGAGACGUGAAGGAGCCCGCCUCCGGCAGCACCCCCAGGGAAGCGCCAUUUCCGCGCUGAGCACGGCGCGCUCGGGGCCCACUCACUCCUCUCCCGCCUGAGCGGCUGCGCAGAGCCGGCCCGGGAUGGCGGCUCUCCCCGCCCCCCCCCGCGCGGCCCCGGCCGGGCCGCGGGGCGGAGCUGCCGAAAGCGGCUGCUGCAGCCUCCCUGACCGCCGCGGUACCGGGCUGGUAGCAAAGGGCACCCCGGGGUUGUCGCGGCACCCCCCCCAUCACUGGCCUUCUGCCUCUCGCCGCCCUGCACGGCCACGGUGCUGGAGGCUAGAGCUGCGCAACCCGCUCUCCUCGCCCCUCCGGCCGCCGCGCAGGCCUGGCGGUGCGGGGCAUGAAGCUGACCAAAGCCCAGUACGAUGAAAUAGCCCAGUUCCUGGGGCACGUGCAGCCCACCCGGCAGAGCCUGAGGAAGCUGAAGGAGAAGUUCCCUAGUCAAUCGCAGUCCACUCUGCUGAGCAUCUUCUCCCAGGAGUACCAGAAACAAAUCAAAAGAACACAUGCCAAGCAUCACACUGCUGAAGCUAUUGAAACUUACUACCAAAGGUACCUGAAUGGGGUGAUGAAGAAUGCAGCUGCCCCUGUAUUACUGGAGCUGGCCAAUGAGGUGGACUUUGCCCCAUCAUUGAUGGCUCGUAUUGUACUGGAAAGAUUUCUACAAGAAAAAGAAGCCGCCAUUCCCUCCAAAACUCUCAUAAAUAGUAUGCUGCGGGACCCUUCUCAGAUUCCAGAUGGAGUUCUAGCAAAUCAAGUCUAUCAGUGUACUGUCAAUGACUGUUGUUAUGGACCACUGGUGGACUGCAUCAAACACGCUAUUGGGCAUGAGCAUGAAGUCUUGCUGCGAGAAAUGCUUUUGGAAAAAAAUCUCUCUUUCAUAGCUGAAGAUCAGCUCCGUGCAAAGGGUUAUGACAAAACACCAGACUUUAUUUUAGAAGUGCCAGUAGCUGUUGAAGGACAUGUCAUUCACUGGAUUGAAAGCAAAGCCUCAUUUGGUGAUGAAAGUAGCCACCAAGCCUAUUUGCAGGACCAGUUUUGGAGCUACUGGAACAGAUUUGGCCCUGGAUUAGUCAUCUACUGGUAUGGAUUUAUUGAAGAGCUGGACUGCCAUCGUGAACGUGGUAUCCUGCUAAAAGACUGCUUUCCUACUGACAUUGUGACUCUGCGGCACAGCACGGCUCAGCGCUGAUGUUGGGAGGAAGAGGGAAUCUGUACAUAGGAAUUUUUCUCUUAACUGACUUUAAGGAAGGAAUCUGUCUUGACCCCUAUACAUACGGUAACAUGCAAUUUUCUGGUGUACUGAAGUCUGAAAGAACAGAGCUCUGUGUGUUACUUCUGAAGAUUACCAUCCUGAUGUUCAAGAACGGGAGUGAAGAAAAAAAAAAAGAUAAAACUGUGCUUCCUACUGGACCAGUUCCACAAAACAAAAAAGCACACAAAUGGGCAUAAGUUUCCUGUGUACUCAUUUAUUCUUGUAAGAGCAUUUUUUUUCUCAUUAUUGGAACCACGGAGAUCAGAGGUACAUUGAGAUAGGUAUUAGCCUUCCUUGAAGUUUUGAAGAGUUCAACCUUACUCUGUUUCCACCCUCAUUGCCAGCAGAGGGGCAGUAUUGGGCCUCAGGUUUGUGCUCCCAGUUAGAGGUUUCUUAAUGAGAGCAGUUUACUGGGCUUGACAUUCUUUAAUACUCUUUUCUUUGCUAACUGGCAUUGAGGAAAGGACAAGGUAUUUUAAAAAAUAAGUGAGAAUUUUGCAUGUAUGCUCACCAUGUUCAGAUUUUCAGAGAAGUUAAGCAGGGGUACAGAUGCUGUUGUAGAAUUGAAGGUAUGAGAACAGUCUCCCUAAAGCACAAGUUGGUAACAGUCUUCUGUAAGGAAAGGGUCUUUAAAACAUCAUUACAGUCCAUAUUUAUCAUCCUUUUCAGCUGAGGUGAUACUUUGUGUGCCUGUAUGAUUUCAAAAAUCACAUGCAGACUUUUUAUAGUCUUGCCUAGAGUUAAAAGAGAGGGGAAUUAAUCCUAUUCAGGUUUUUUCAGCUAUACUUUUCAGAUGCAUAUAUAGUAUUUUUACUUUGAAUUUUUAGUUCUAAUUUUAACACUCUUUGGUAAGCUUCAGAUAGGAGUUUAUCAUUUUUAAUAACCUUUAAUUUUGGGGAAGAACUAUUUUUUAGUCUUACUAGUUCUCCAACCCUAGCUGCAGAGAUAAGCUGGUAUAGGUCCACUACAGUGAGUUAUUGUUGCACAGAGAUUAUUUUAUUGGGUUUGAAUGUCUUAUAGUGAAAAGAUUUCUAAAAUAAAUUUAAAAAAUCAAACACCUGUAAGUUAUUAAUAUUCAGCUAUUUAAGGUAUUGUGCUUAGCUUAUUUUACCUGACCAGCUUAAAGGAUUAGCCCAUAAAGGUAUACAGAAGCACUCUGUGAAGCAGACCUGCUUGAUACUACAAAGAAGCUGCAUGUAGGGUGUUGCUGCCCCUGCGACUUCUAUGUGUGGUUUAGCUUAGUGGAGUGUGUAACAUCAAGAAGAGAAUAAAAAAGAAUACGAACUAAACAUUAAAAUACUAGAAAAUUCAGAAGUAAUGGUUGUCUGAGUGAAAGGGGUUUUAAGGGCAAACUGGAUUUGUUUUAGCUAGCGCAUAUGCUUUCUGUUGUAUGAAAUCAUUUAAAUCAGCUUUUACAUGAUGCACUAAUGCUGCUUUUUUCUUUUUGAAUGAAUUAAAUUUAUCUGCACAGAUGUUGAAAAUUCUGCUCAACCUCCAUCAAAGUUUUGCUUUAUUUGUUUUUACAUUAAACAAAUUUAUGUGGGGACACACAGAUAAAUCAGGUUAGGCUUGUAUUUGUUUAUUUAUUCCUUUAUCUAAUGCUGUGAUGUAACAGGUUGGAAAGCAGUACAGCUGCCUUUAAUCAAGAUUUUGACCUCAUCUUUUUGACCUCAUCUAUAUUGCCCCUUUAAGAAUCUUUGUGUUAGGAGGAUGAAAUAAGCCACAAAAGUAUACAUACUGUACUAAGUUCAUUACAUGUUAUUGAACAAGAUUUCUAACCACAAAAAUGACAGUGUCACUAUUUUAAAUGCUGAAAACAGAACUGUAAAAAAACAUAAUUAAGACUACAUUGUUAUUCCUACUUGUAUCUUGCAAGAAACCCUAAUUUGUGUAUUUUGUCUCUCAGAUGUAAACACCAACUUUAAUAUUAAAGAGGAGAAACUAC